Mauremys mutica (yellowpond turtle) is the source of this 826-nucleotide messenger RNA. RefSeq names its product lipoyl(octanoyl) transferase 2 (gene LIPT2). Gene Ontology annotation, molecular function: lipoyl(octanoyl) transferase activity. The record is from RefSeq and is a predicted model, not a curated record. Gene Ontology annotation, biological process: protein lipoylation. The coding region runs from base 1 to 699 and encodes 232 amino acids. The transcript is spliced from 2 exons. Gene Ontology annotation, cellular component: mitochondrion. Lineage: Eukaryota; Metazoa; Chordata; Testudines; Geoemydidae.
AUGCGGGCCCGGCCGGCGGUGCGGCUGCUGCGGCUGGGCCGGCUGCCCUACGCCGAGUCGCUGGCGGCGCAGGAGCGCUGCGUGGGGCGGCAGCGGGCGGCGGGGCUGGAGCCGGGGCCGGGCGCGGCGGGCUGGCUGCUGCUCUCCGAGCCGGCGGGGCCCGUGUACACGCGCGGGCUGCGGGGCGGCCCGGACCCGGCGGGCGAGGAGCGGCGGCUGCGGGCGCUGGGCGCCGAGUUCCGGCGGGCGGCGCGCGGCGGGCUGCUCACCUUCCACGGCCCGGGCCAGCUGCUGGCCUACCCGGUGCUGGACCUGCGGCGCCUCGGCCUCUCGCUGCGCGCCUACGUGGGGGCGCUGGAGGCCGCGGCGCUGGGCCUCUGCCGCCGCCUGGGCCUGCCCGCCGCGCGCGCCCUGCCGCCGCCCUACACCGGCGUGUGGCUGCGGGGCCGCAAGCUCUGCGCCGUGGGUGUCCAUUGUGGAAUGCAUAUAACCUCUCAUGGUCUGGCGCUGAACUGCUGCACAGACCUCACGUGGUUUGAUCACAUUGUUCCUUGUGGACUCGAAGGGACGGGUGUCACGUCCCUGAGCGAAGAACUCCAGAGACAUGUCACAGUUGAUGAAAUCACUGAGCCUUUUCUGGACGCUUUUGAAGAAGUGUUCCAGUGCACCCUAACUUCCCAUGAGGAAUCUGUGGGAUAAAGGGCUCCCAGUGCCUCACUUACCUGUGGAAAUGUGAAUAUUCUUUGGUGCUUUCAUGGUGUUACUAGAAAUCCAACUUGCUUGUUCCAUCUUUCUUUCAGCAAUUAAAUACGUGUAACAAACUGUA